UUUUCCUAUAAAAACCUGAAAAGGAGGCUCAUUCCUGUGGCAUUAUCCUCCCUCUCUUCCCUUUCUUGGUCUGUUUUCGCAACUCCAUUAGCAAACUUAACAGGGCACUAGAGAGAAAAGAAAAAGCAGCACAUUCUAUAGCUUUAUCUCUCUCUCUCUCUCUCUCUCUCUGCCUCUGGGUUUGCUCUGUUUUUCCACCUGCUUUUUGGCUAGCUUUCUUCUUCUCCUUCCAUCUUUUUUUUGCUUUCUCGGCAAACAACAAACAGGAGUCAGCUUUCUAGCUCGUCCUGGUGGGUUACAUUGAGUUGUAAGCAAGGCAUUUCCAUUUUUUUUGGGCGGGAGGAAUGGAGAAAAGGGCGGGAAGACAAUAUCGUUGCUCUGCGUGGCGGCGGCGGAACCUGCCCAUCCUCUUCCUCUUCUUCUUCUUCUUCUUCCUUGUCUUCUCCGGUGCUGCUUCGGCCGCCGGGAAUGGGAAGACUCAUGCCAGGAGAAUUAAUCCAGGAAGAAACAGCAGCAGGAGCAAUUCAGGUUUUGGGGUUCAGUUAGUUCGCAGAGGAGAUCCGCAACGGGUAACCAUCGAUAAUGGGAUAGUUGCAGUAACAUUUUCCAGUCCAGACGGCGACGUGAUUGGGAUCAAAUACAAAGGCAUUGAUAAUGUCCUCGAAACCCUUAAUGACGACGAUAAUCGAGGGUACUGGGAUGUCGUGUGGAGCAAGCCUGGAGAUCAGCGUGGUCCAUUUGACAAGGUAAUCAGAUUGCGAGCCACAGAUUUCAGGGUGGUAAUGCAAGAUGACGAACAAAUUGAAGUCUCAUUCACCAAGAAAUGGGAGCCUUCCGACGCCACUGUUCCGCUCAAUAUCGACAAAAGGUACAUAUUGCGAAGGGGAAGCUCUGGGAUUUACAUGUACGCAGUUCUGGAACGCCUGGAAGGAUGGCCGGAUGUUGACAUGGACCAAAUCAGAGUGGUCUUCAAGCUCCAGCAAAAGCUGUUUCAUUUCAUGGCGAUAUCAGAUGACAGGCAAAGGGUGAUGCCACUGGCAAAGGAUCGUAUCACUGGCCGCCCUCUGGCCUACCCUGAAGCUGUUCUCUUGACCCAUCCCAGCAAUCCUGAGUUUAGAGGCGAGGUGGAUGACAAGUACCAGUACUCGUGUGAGGACAAGGACAACAAGGUUCAUGGAUGGAUAUCAGAGGAACCUGCAGUGGGAUUCUGGAUGAUCACCCCCAGUGACGAGUUUCGUGUUGGAGGGCCAAUCAAACAAGAUCUUACCUCGCAUGUUGGCCCGAUCGUUCUCAAUAUGUUCACUAGUACGCAUUAUACUGGGAAGGACUUGAACACUGCAUAUAGAAAUGGGGAGCCUUGGAAAAAGGUUCUUGGACCUGUUUUUGUUUACCUGAAUUCAGGAGAUACUUCAACACUUUGGCGAGAUGCUAAAGAACAGAUGCACACUGAGGUAAAGAGCUGGCCAUAUGAAUUUGUUAACUCAGAAGAUUACCCAGCAGCGCAUCAACGAGGAAGCGUCGUUGGCCAAUUAAUACUCAGGGACAGGUAUAUCAACGAGAGGUUGAUGUAUGCGGGGUCUGCAUAUGUUGGGCUAGCCAUUCCUGGAGAUGUAGGAUCAUGGCAAAGAGAUGCCAAGGGUUAUCAGUUCUGGACUCAAGCAGACAGGAAAGGUAGGUUCUUUAUAGACAACAUCAGAGUUGGGACUUACAAUCUGUAUGCUUGGGUUCCUGGAAUAAUGGGGGACUAUAAGUACAGUGUUAACAUUACUAUUCAGCCAGGUAAAGAUCGAAGAUGGACUUGGGUAUGCUUGUGUAUGAUCCACCAAGGAAUGGCCCAACUCUGUGGGAAAUAGGCAUUCCUGACAGAACAGCUGCAGAAUUCCAUGUUCCAGAGGCAUACCCUACACUAAUGAAUAAAUUGUACACCAAUCACCCAACUGACAGCUUCAGGCAAUAUGGAUUGUGGUCACGAUACACUGAUACAUAUCCCAGGCAAGAUCUAGUUUAUGAUGUUGGUGUCAGCAACUUUUUUGAAGAUUGGUUCUUCGCUCAUGUUGUAAGAAGCGCAGGGAACAACACUUUUCGGGCAACCACUUGGAGGAUUAACUUUGAUCUACCGACCGUGGACAAAAGCAAAGGAGAUUACACAUUUCAAUUGGCCUUGGCUUCAGCAGCUGAAGCAGAGCUACAUGUUCGAUUCAAUGACCUAAAUGCACCAGAACCUUUGUUCUCGACGGGGCUAAUAGGAAAGGACAAUGCCAUUGCCAGACAUGGAAUCCAUGGAUUAUACUGGUUGUACAGCAUCAGUGUACCCAACAACCAACUUGUUGAUGGGAGGAACUCAAUUUAUCUCACUCAAACAAGAACUCAUGGCGCCUUUUACGGUGUUAUGUAUGAUUACAUUCGAUUGGAAGGACCAAGAGGAACUUAGUUUACUCUGCAGAAUAGACUUCUAUUUGCUCAUAGUCUCGGAUUAAAGUUAGUAUUUAGUUACCACUUACCACUUACCUGUUACUAUAUGUUUACAUAUUAGUUAUAGAAUGAAAGGAGGUUUAUUGAUUGAACUACCUCUCCGAAAAUCAUUGGUCCACUAGUGCAUGCCGCUAGUGAUUCUGCAACUUGAUUUGCCUGUCGUAAAAAUAAAUGAACUAGCCACUGAUUCUAUGUAAAAUAGGGGUCGCAUUUACCUGCUAGGUAACUAUGAUCAUAUAUCAUCAGGGUC
Molecule: messenger RNA, 2722 nt
Organism: Linum tenue
Lineage: Eukaryota; Viridiplantae; Streptophyta; Magnoliopsida; Malpighiales; Linaceae
Source: the annotation of a GenBank genome assembly